Messenger RNA from Saccharomycodes ludwigii, 1875 nucleotides. It is a transcript of the gene AIM9, whose product is annotated as Aim9p. NCBI's taxonomy places the organism in Eukaryota, Fungi, Ascomycota, Saccharomycetes, Saccharomycodales, Saccharomycodaceae. Gene Ontology annotation, cellular component: mitochondrion. The transcript has a single exon. The record is from RefSeq and is a predicted model, not a curated record. Bases 1 to 1875 code for a protein of 624 amino acids.
AUGUUUCAUAGAGCUUCAAAGGCGAAAAGGGCAAUAAAUGCCAUUUCUUUUUUGAAGAAUAAAUCAUCCAAAAUUACUCCUGUUGGAUCAUCCAUUAUUGUGAAGCACACUUUAAGUGUCAAUUCCUACCGGUUUAUUAGUUCCAAACCUAACGAAGUGUUCACUAAAUUAUCAGAUGAAAACGAUCCACAGAGAGACUCCUUUUUUAAAUACACUUGGGGUAGUUGGUUAAAGAAUGACAAGGCAGAAAAGGAAAAAAGAACUACAAAAUUUUCUUUAGAAGGACUAAACAAAAUUUUAGACGAUUUAUAUUUACAAUCUAAGUGCUUAUCAAUUAAAGAUGAUGAGAUACCUGCUCCCACUUACAAUAAAAACUUGACAGUUAGUUUGCCACAUAAUAUCCUUCCAAAAUCAAUUGGCACCAUUAACGAUAAAGUUAAGAUUAAAGUCAUGUCUAGUAUCCACGAGGGUAAGCACCAUAGAAUUUAUAAAUUAGAUUUAACCAAUCAGAAAUCCUUUAUUUUAAGAAUUCCUUAUCCAAUGGAAAGUGAACAAAGCAUAGCACAAAGAAUCAAAAGUGAGGUUGCUUCGAUGGAUUUUGCUGAUUUGAAAUUAAAUAUUAAAGUUCCAAAAACUUAUUGUUUUGGUGUUAAUACUUUAAAUCCAAUCCGCUCGCCUUUUAUUCUACAAGAAUAUAUUGAAGGUAACUUAUUAAUGAAAAAAUGGAAUCCUUUAAUAGAGGACGAUUUAUCAAACGGUACUCAUAAAAAAGUUUUAAAUGAGGUUAUUUGUCCCUUAUCGGAUUUCCAAUCUAAAUUGGCAAGUGUUACGUUCACUAAAUUUGGCAGUUUGUACUUUGCCAAAGAUUGUAAGAACACAGAACCUGCUUAUGUUGGCGAAGAGAACAAAAGUUUACAAAAUAGGUGGAAGAUUGGUCCUACCACAGAAAAAUGCUUCUGGAGAAAGAAAUCUGCUAUGAAACCAGAAGAUCAUGCCAAAUUUUUGGGACCUUGGAGUAAUCCGUUGAGCAUUGUUAAAGAUGCAGCCUCUGUGGAGUUAGAAAACAUUAAAAUUAGGUUAGCUGUGGGUGAUGCCAAUCCUAACUCUAACUCGCAUGAUUCAAAAACUUUGAAAUCGGAACUUAAAACAUUUGAUAGAUUAGUCACACUUGCCCCCGUUUUAUUUAGUACAAAGUCUGAAGCUAUUCCAAACGUUGAAGAUUUGUUUAAGCCACGUCUACAACAUGCAGACUUGGAUCCUAUGAACGUGUUGGUUACUAAUUCUGGAGAGAAAUAUUUGUUAGACUUUGAAUGUAGUUCAAUUAAACCCUUUAUUUUGAAUCAUCCCCCAGCAUUUAUUAGCUAUGACGGUCCUAAGAUUUUUGCCUUGGACACAAAACAUGCAGAAUACAAUAAAUUAUCUGAGCCAGAAAAAGAACAAUACAAGUUUAUGUACAAACGUACUAGGAAUUUGUUUUUGUGGGAAUCCGCCUUGAAUGAAAGAUCUCCAAAAUUAAUAUACACGGUUGCACCACCAGUUAAAAUGUUAAAAUCACCAUAUUUAUCGGCAAUUUUAAAGAAAACUGAUGAAGAGUAUUUAAAUAUUGAUGAGCAUUUAAUAUACUUACAAAGCGUGUGGAAAGAUUUAGCUGCCAAUAAAAUUGUUGGUAGUGAAACUUAUCCAGUAGCUUUUUCCAAUGCAGAAAUUGAGCAACAUAAGGUUGAUAUUGAGGCUUAUGAUAAAAAAUUGAUGAGUAUACCAUUUGCAGCUACUCAAGGUUGGAUUCCUCAAGAUAUGUUUGAUAAUUUAGUCAACCAAAAGCUUUUGAUAAAAGAUGAAAAUGGGGACUACAAAUUGGAUGUAAAGUCUGUUUAG